UGUUAUAUUGCUGGCCCUCUUUGACUUUGCAAAGUUGGUCCUUUUCAGCUUUUGCCAUAUCAUGUUUCAUCAGGAAGAAAUUUGACUGCUGGUAAAUAUUGAACUUCCUUGCAUCUAUUCAGACAUGUAAAUUACGCAUUGAUUUCAGUGUUGAAAACAAUGUGCAUAAUAAUGCAUGCAUAAUUUUUGAUCAACUGAAUCAGCUCAGUGGUUUCUUCCAAAAUGGGCUAAUUUCUAAAAGCAAACUUUGAAUUUUAAGCCUUAUCUUAUUUCAUACAUGUGUGAUUGAAUACUUUCACAAAGCAGAGGAUCAUAAUUCUAAUGUAGUGUUAUAUUAAAAGCUGGUAAAGCGAUAUAGUAGAUGUUCGGAAACAAUUAUUCCACCCCUCCUAGAUUAUCACAUACAUUUAAUCUCCAGGCACUUGUACGGGUCUGGAAUUUAGCCCAUUUUUUCAACAGCAGUGAAUAUACUAAAUUUGUUGAUUUCUUUGUGUUUCUGAACAGGUAUCAUGGCAAAGCCACCUGCUGUGGACAAUAGCUAUGUCCAACUUACCUUCAAGUGCAGUGAGAAUGAAUUAGUUGCACUGAAGCGAGCUAAGAAAGAACCUGGAGCUCUAACAGGGAAGAGUGUUGUGGUGUUGAAGCCCUGUGAUGUUGUAGAAAGGGAUGGCACAGUGUUCAUGCCGAACACAAUUGAAAUGGCUCAACUUAAAAAAUCAGAAAAAGGACAGUUUAAAACAAAUGUGCAGAUUUCUUCAAAGAUGAGUGAAAGUGACAUAAAACUGAUAUUAGUGGAGACCUUUCCCUUCCUUGAAAAUAAAAGGUAAUAAUAUUGCUACACUGAUGGAACAGUUAUAUUUACUCUCAUACAUGUACAUCACAGUCAAGCAUUUUGAUGUUUUAAAAAUAUUGUCUGGACCGAUUCUUUGUCCCUUUGGAAUUCUAAGGAAAUGGAGUAUUUAAAUGCUAGUGAAUGAGAAACCUCGGUUGUGUCCCAACUCAGUUUGACAAAAUAAAAAAUUCUCCUCCCACUUUGCAAGGUGUACCAGGGGUGGACAGAGGAUUUUGUGAUAGAGGGGGCCCAAAUAUAUAGUAGGCAGUGGCAUUAUGGGUGCAAUAGCACCCAUCAGGACUGCGAGCGGCGCACUUUUCUAGGGAGGUUCAGGUGCAUGCUCCUCUGUGAAAAUUUUCGAGUUUGAAGUUCUCUGAGAUGCAAUCUAGCGCAUUCUGGACACUUAAAUCUAGCAAAUGCCUGGAUUCAAUUUUGAACAUGUAAUGCUGAAAUAUUAAAUAACCACAAAAGAGGAGGCCGGGGCCCCCUGGGCCCACCCCUAAAUCCACUCUUGUGCACAAAUGAAGGGGUCUAACUCCUGGACUUUUGAUAAACUUUCAGUUUCUCCUUUUAAUAUUAAUUUGUGCUUGUUUGCAAUGUGAAAAAUUUGUGAAGAUUAAUUGACCCUUUAAAGGUCAUUGCAGAUCACAGGUUACUUAUAUAGAUACCUUUUUCCCCAUGCGUUCUUCAACCUCAACAGGAUUUGCAAAAAUGCUUCGGGAAUUUAGAAUUUCUUGAUUAAUUUUUCUUUUUUGUCAUGGUUUCUUUUAAAACUCUUUUAUGUAGAUUUUAUUGUGCAGGAGCAGCUGACAAUCGAACAAGGUUAGACUUCCAUGGAGACCGUCGGAUUUGGGAUGGACGUCUUAUAAAGCAGAAAAUAAAGGGAAACUCCGCUCUCUACAUUUAUACUGAUGGGGUAUUAUCAGAUGGCUAUUGUAGUAAAAUUAAUUACUGUUUUCAUUAUUGUUAUUGAACCUUAUGGUAGUCUUACUGUUUGUCAGGUUAAGCUUUUCCACCUUCCUUGCAGUAACAGCCCAUCAGAGGCCUGAUUCAAAAGAUGCAUAGACUACGAGCAGUCUCUUUUUUCUUAGUCCGUCGAGCGAAACGCACGUGACACGAAAAUGACCACGCUCGUGACUGAAGGCGCCGCCCUCGUUUCUCGACUCGUCUCGCGGUUUUGUCGCUCAACGCUCGCGCGCGCGUGCACUCCGCAGUAAAUCUGAAGAAAAAGAGAGACUGCUCGCAGUCUUACAGAUGCACUCUGCAGUUCAAUAUGAUAACUAGCUGUAUUUGAGAAGAAAAAGAGACUGAUGGCACACAAAUAGCCCGCGAAAGCAUCCGUUUCUCCUCGCUCUUCGCCGCUGAGGACGUUUCGCGUGAAACGUCCCUAGGGGUGAGAGCGAGAAGAAAUGAAUGUUUUCGCAGGCUAGUACACAAAGCUUUGACUUCUCUCAUUUACUGGCAUUUAUUGCAUUGUUUGUCUAGUAUAUAAAACCCUAUAAGAUCAUAAAUCUAUUUCUGCUUAUAGAAGGCGAGAAUUUUGGCGCUAAACUCACACACUUCUGUGGCUUUUGAUUGGACAUGUCAUUUUUCUCACAUAUGGAAAAACACAUCGUUCACUUCUCUGAUUGGCUAGAACUCAUUUGCGAACAAAAAUUGAUGACAUAGCUUUUCAGUGAGAAUAUCUCAGUACAUGUAUAUAAUAAAUUUCGUUUGCAAAUGAGUUCUGACCAAUUGUAAUGCUUUUGGUCCUAUACAUGUACAAAUGCACGUAGCUUAAUGCUACACAUAGGAGAGAUUCUCCAAUCAUGAAUAUGUACUGUUAUCUUUUAUACUUAUACCUAACUUGACAGAAUCAUGAAAUAUUUUUGUUGUUAUUUUGUCUUAGGGAAGCAUGAGCAUGAAGCAUGAGCUCAAGGCUCCUAAAUUUUCAGAAACGCUGACAACACUAAAACGAUCCCAUGACCAGAUCACAUCUCCAGGGAAUGAAACGGCUGAGCGUUCACCAAAGAUAGAAGGAGCAUCCGAAGAUGCUUUAGAACCCUUAAAAAAUUUUCCUGCGGGAGGAGAAAAACAUGCUAAGCGAUAUGCAGCCAGUGAUUCACGUGAUUCAAGUUAUGCCACCGCAGGAACGUUUGGGCAAGAAGGUUUGCCAAGGGAAGAAACAACUGUGAAGAAAAGUGAUCAACCGAAUCCAAUUGAAGGAUUGUCACAGUUGCGGCAAAAACUGCCAGACAGAGUCGCUGGAGUGAGCAGUCAACCUGGAAUCAUAUUGCCAGGCAGUCAAUCUAAGAAGUUGACGCCAGUUCAGGAUAGCAUGAAUGCAAGAGACAUAAGUGCUGUGCCGGCACAUUCCAUGCAAAUGGGUAAAUCAUUACAUUACACAGUGUUCAAUUGUACCAUUAGCCUGCAAACAAGCUCUCCUUUUGGGGGAGUCGCUAUCCUCGGAUACCCAGGGGCGGUUAGAUCAGUUCCGUUCAAUCUUUUUGUGUCUCUGGGGAGAAAAAUUUGACAACAAACUCACAAACUUUAAAGGACGAAGAAAUUUCUCCUGCACGUGCCUGACAAAUAUGCCGAGCUGGCGUAAACAGCCACGCACACGAUUUCGCAUGAACAAGCUUAGAGGAACUGUUUACGAAUUUACCUUCGAUCAGCUCCACAGUCUGAUUUCUUCAAUAGACCUUUUUACCGAUACGGCGGCCAUAUUAAAUUAAUUAGAUUUAAGGAGUAUUAUGGGAUGCCCAGGGGCAUGAGCUCGAUCCGAUAUACUCGCUCAGUAUUUACGCGCGCUUUUAAGGCCAAUUUUUCUUCAAGUUUUCCUAGAAGAAGAUCGUAAUGGGAAAAAAAGAUCGUUGUGCCGUGUUUGGAUGAAAUAAUGAUCGCCUUUUUCCCGAGGAAUAUACAUUGAAGUUCUCUUUUUGCCCGAAAAGUCCGCGUAAAUACUGAGCGAGUGCCCCCUGGGCAUCCCAUGAUACUCCUUAAAUCUAAUUAAUUUAAUAUGGCCGCCGUAUCGGUAAAAAGGUCUAUUAAGUAAAUUCGUAAACAGUUCCUCUAAGCUUGUUCAUGCAAAAUCGUGUACGUGGCUGUUUACGCCAGCUCGGCAUUUUUUUACCGCCGUAUCGGUAAAAAGGUUUAUUCGUGCAUUUUUGUCACCUUUAUUAAGCGGUUAUCAAGGGUUUGAUACAGUUAGUUUGGAUUUUUUUUUGAAAACGUGAAGAAGGAAAAUACAAUCCGAAAAGGAAGGUGGCAACUGAUGGUGGACCAGUAAAAAUAAAGUGAUCUUUAAGCUAAAGAGCUUGUUAAUUUCUGACCAACCACUAUUAAGAGGCCAACCUCCACUUAGUACGGCGCUUCUCGGUACAAUAUAUGUGCUAUCCACCUCGGCUUUCGCCCUCAGCCGAUAUCCCUUGCCUCGACCUUGAUUAAUCCAGAUAUCGUGAAGACCUCAUCCAAUAAUUGUUUAUAAUUUCUUCCAGGCUGUCCAAAUAUUUUAAACGCCAAAGUUUUCUCUCAAUACAUCUAAAUACAUGUAUGACGAUAUGUUACACGAAGUUCCUUCUCGCCCUUUUCCCCUUCCGUCUCGCCCUUACCACGAAGGCUUGCUAUUCACUACAGACGCUCGACCUAGGUGUGUCGCAACAACGCGCGGGAGUUGAAUGUAUACAGCCAUUUCGAGAAAGGUGCACGCGAAAGUCCCGAAAGGUAAUAUGGGAUAUGUUCAAUACACUUUUCCUAACACUGUAGCUGUCAAACCUACUUUUGUUGCUUUCCUUUAGCACUCGCAGACAUAUGUCCAUGAAUUAUCUUGCCAUUCUUUCAAAUUUAUUUGAAAAACAGUGAACUCAACACCACCCACAAUACCUUUCGGGGUUGUCGCGUGCACUUUAUCCGACAACCUUUCUCGAAGUAGCUGUAUACAUGUUGUGGUUCAAGUUUAUCCGUGGAUAAAUUUGAACCGCAACACAUAUAUAUGCUCAGUGAAAACAAGAACUUUAUCAAACAGUGACAAACAAACAAAAAUAAUGCCGUGUAUUAUGUUUUCAUUUUUAGGUGCGAUGAUGUUUCCUCAGAUGGUUGGGCCGGGGGUGCUCAUAGCUCAGUCAGGUUUGCGUCCUAAUGGCCUCGUUGAAGCAAGACAUACAGGGCUGCCAUUUGUUACUCAUGCAGUGCAACAAACUGUGGUAUCUUCAAGUUUAACACCUUCCAUGAACAAGUUGAAAAUUUCAUUAGAGAAUCCUCAGGUAUUAAAGAAACAAGUUAACGCCGAGAAAAGAGAUCAGAGUGCUCAAACAGUUGAGUGCAUAGGCCGUCCAUCACAUGACAGCCAUGGCCGUUCAAAAACAGCAUCAGUAAGUAACAGAAGGUUUCUUGUUGAUUUGUACAGGGGUACAGCAUGUGAGAAUGCAGAUGUCAACAAGAAUGUCACCCCCACCACAUUAUUGCUUUUUAAUGAACAGUGGAUUAUUUUACUUUGUACUUAUAGAAGGUUAUUGUGUUUUAUGUAAAAUCAUCAGCUGGCGCAAUCAUCGGAAACCUCAGACUCAGGAGUAGAAACUAGCGACAGCAUUGGAGUCAAUGAUGGUACGCUCCGUUAUCAUAGCGAACACUUUACAUAGUUUAAUAUUACCAAAUCAGGAUCAAGUGAGGUUAAGUUGUGGGUAAAUUCACAGGAGAGCCACUCAGUCGAGACUGAAAGGUUUCCAUUUUUUUUAAAAGACAAUCAAAAUGUGCGCACAAAUUCUAACCAAAAAAAUCUCUAAACAACUUCAUGUGGCCGGCGUCUGGCGCAGGAAAACUACACCGAGAAAGUCACAAUAGGCCAUUUCCGAGUUUCCCCGGGCCUCUGUUUCAAAACGAGGUUAAGUGCUCAGCCUUUGAUAUGGAAAUGAUUUUUCAUCCUCAUAAUUUCACAAGAAAGAUUGUGCACCUAGCCUCAUUUUGAAAGUGAGGGUUUUUGGAACUCGGAAGUGGCCGAUUUAUAAGUUUCUGGUUCUCUUCUGAUUGGCAGAGAAAAGAACGCGAGACAACCAAAAUGUACACAGAUAAUCGAUUUAAACAAUCAGAACUCAAAGAAACUGCAUGAAGCCGGCGCCGAGGAUUGAAAACACAUGCUUUUGAUUGGUGGAGAGAUUAGUGCAACUUUUUUUAACCAUUCACAAAGUUCAUUAAAGCAAGGUCUUAUCAGGUGCAAAAUUACUGUUAAGUCUUAGUAGAAAACUGCUCUAAAAGAUGAUAUCUUUCGGUUUAGAAUUUAACCUUGAGUUGCUGAGUGGUGUGGCCCUUUCGAAUUCCGAGGUACGUAUUCAUAGUUUUUUUUUGUGAACUAUAUAGGUGUGUAACCUCAAAAUAUAUCUCUCUUAAGGGACAUUUAAUUUUGAUGACACAGUUCUAGUUCUUGAUUGCUAAUUGUAAAGUUAAUUAGUAGUAUCUAAUGUAUCUAAUAGAUAAUGCUUCUAAUAGUAUCUAAUUAAAGCUAGUGUGCUCGGGUCUGAAAUGGCUAACAUCUAGAUGAUACCUAACAGCAGGUUUUUUUUGGUAGGGAUUUACAACCUACCUCAUUCACACCAACUAAACGUGUUUAAUUUUACCCGGUUAAAAAAAAAAAAAAAAAAAAAAAAAAAAAAAAUACAGGUUAGACUGGAACACAGAUCAGUUUUACACAGGAUUCAAAUGAAAUUCAACAGGUUUUGUAAUUUGCACUUAAUUUGCAAUCAACUCAAUUCAACAAAGAAGCUUCUAUUACGGAAACAAGUUUUCAGCCAUGUUUAACUAAACAGCUUUAAACAUUUUUAAGUUUUUGUGUUAAUGGAGCUCUGUGGCUCCCAGGAGUUCUCAUUUGUCACUUUGACCACGCGGAACCUCUGUCUCGAGGUAUGUCACUGCGCGAAAGUAGAUUCCAUUUCUAACUGAGCCGUGGGAAAACCUAGGGACUACAUGUAUGCUAGGGAUUUACGAUACAAACACACAAAUAAGACUCGAAAAUUUUAUUAAGCUUGCAGUAAACGAGAUCUGUCCAAGGUCAAGCCCACUUGAGGUAAGCUUUUCAUGAUUUGUAAAGUUCACUUUUAGUCUCAAAACAAUCUACUUUAGAAGGUUUUCAAACGAGCGGAAAGAACUAUUUGAGAGAGUUUGAUCAAAAGAUGUUGGGUUUAUAUAAUUGGUCAUAAUAUGAUAAAUUUUUCAAAACCUUUCCUCUUGAUGAUGUAUGGGUAUUGUUAGGAGAAAAUUGGAAUGGUUAGAUAGACUGCAGGUUCCGUAUUGCCUGUGCACAAGGAUUGCUUACUUUGAAGCAGAACAGCUAGUCGUAGUGUCUCUUAUAGGAAGUGAUUGUUAACCCCAUUCUGUUAAAUUUGAGUUAGUUUUCUCUACUGUACCUAGCCCAAUAAAUUGAGGGCUUGAAGAACUUCCUGUCCUCUCUUGGACAAGUGGAGUUUCUUGAUGGGCGAGUAACUUUAUAAGCUCACUUGCUCAGUGGCUUCCAAUGAGCAAGUAAAAUUUGUUACUGGGUCGAAUGAUUUUUUUUAUGUUUCCGACAAAUUUACUGGAAGUGAUUAGGAUGAUGAUGAUGACGAUGAUGAUCAUGAUGAUCAUGAUCAUCAUCGUGAUAAUAAUGACAAUAAUAACAACAGCGAUAACUAUAACGAUAUAUUCAUCAAUUAAAAGAGAGGAGAAGUUGUUACGUCACGUUGCCAUGGUUGCAAAAAUUUUGGAUGACAACAAACCAAAAACAUCUCUUAAAAAGUGAAUUCGCACUGUUUCAAAUUUCAUCGAUCUUAUUCAGUUGAAGGUUUGCGACAUUCUCUGGGGUUGAAUUCGAAAGUAGCACACCUGAGUUUAGAAAAAAGGAAUGUUCCAUGUCGUUGGAAAAAAAAUGUGAUGCAAGCGAGCGUUUAUAUUAGUAAAACAACAGUUUUACUAUUAUAAACCGUUAUUGUCGCCGUUAUCGUCGCCUGUUUACAUGGAGGUUGGAGACCCCAGUUAGGUGAGGUAAAAUAUGGCGGGUCACCCCACCUAUCAUGUAAACGUGAUCAAAUUAAAACGAGAGAUUAUAUGGACAAACGGGUUACCCCACCUAAGCGGGUUACCUCACCUACCUGGGGUCCCCCACUCCAUGCAAACAGGCCCUAAGCUCUCUAUUGUUGUGAUCCAGAAUUUUUUGCUACCAUGGCAACCGAACGUGGUGUCACACUUCUUCUCUCUAUUUACCUGUUUUUAAAAACAUUUCAGGGUGGAGUACCCUUCACGCUUAUUUUCAACAAGAACCUGCCUUAUGAUGUCGAGUCUGCGAUCGCUCGCUUUGGAAACCAUGGUGCUGUUCCUUUAAUAAAAUUGAAUGAACUUAACAUGAGGGGGCGAGUCCCGGGUGAGUUCCUUUAUUUCUUGGUAAAAGCUGGUUUCCAUAUCUCAAACCGCCCUUGGAUACCUUGUGAUGCCUACACAAAGUAAAAGCAUAUAUGUAUACAUAUAUGAGUGAGCCCUGACUAUAGUGAUUAGGGUUAAGCACUAACAAUACUGAUUAGGGUUAAGCACUGAAAAUACUGAAUAGGGCUAAGUACUGACCAUACUGAUUAGAGUUAAGCACUUAGAAUAGUGAUUAGGGUUAACGGUUAGCUUCUUUUUAGGGUUAGGGUUUUCGCUACGGUAGUUAAAUUACUCCCCCAAAAUAGCCAAUCCUCGGUGGUGUAGUGGUUAGGGCAUGGGACUACAGAUUUAGCACUCCAGGAUCGAUUCCUGCUCCUGACUCGAAUUUUUUUUUUUCCUUUGAAAUUGAAGAGUCUUGCACUUUGAUGACAUUUGUUGAGUAGAAACUAAGUCUCUGAGUCAAGAAACUAAGAAAUUUCAUGUAAGUGUAAGUGAAAAGGGAGAGGGCGGUUUGAGAUAUGGAAACAAGUGCUUACCUUAUUUCUUAGUAUUUAAGAGCAAUCGUGACGUAAAGUUAUCUUGUAAGCGUUUGGAACCCUGGAGUUAUACCAUAAGUAGGUUAGACAUCCCGUUAUGGAUGAUGAUCAUUACACGUUUCUGGGAAACUACCGACCCGGCUAUCCCUCCCCUAAGCCAACAUUUUGCCCUAAGUGAGAAAUAGGUGUUGAUGUUGACUUAGGGGAGGGGUAGGAACGUUAUCGACCGACUGAGUGUAGUUCUGAACAUUGUGGGACAGCCUGUUCGAAAGGCUUUACCGGAGUCAUAGUCAAUUGACUGUCUUCAAGAAACCAAUCUUAACGCUUAAAUCACCUUUGAGUCUUCAUAUCCAAUAUCAUUAAGGCAUUAUAUUAUUGACAGAUGACCAAUAUAAAAACAACAGUCUCAGAAAUGUUAUCAGGAGCCAAAUAAUAUCUAAAAUAUAUUGGUCUUGUUUGCCGUUGUCCAAACACUACGCUGACAGAUGGAGUUAUUGUUUGUGAAGUCUAGGCGUCCAUACAAAUGGGACCCUUGGAUAAAUAUAGCUAAAUUAUUAAAUGUCUCCAUUGAACAAGCAAAGAGAUCUACACAGGAUAAGAGUGGUUUCGCUGCACUGGUCGACCGUGUUUUGCCAGUGCAACUUCAUGGGGGCAUGCCCCUAGACCCCCUAGACACUCAGGCUCUUUGGGCCUUUCGUUACAUGGCCGUUGACCACAUUUUUAAGAUAUGGUAACAGGUUUACCGUCGUGGAGGAUUUUAACUGUACUGUACUGUACUGCGAUACAAUGAACAAUAACGCCAACAACUAGGGCUUUUAACUAUCAUACUUGAUUAGUUCAAUCCGCCACGCCAACUCAAAGUUGUGAACCACAGUUAUUUCGAGGCUUCGAUUGAAUGAUCUGUUAUCACAACAACAUCGUUAUUCAACAGCUUUCGAUGUCAUUACUGACAAUGCUUUUGGUCCGUAGGUAGCGCAUGCACUAUCGAGGCGGCCACAAGAUGAAAAAGAAAAGAUUAAAAUAAAAUAUAGGACCAGCAGCAAACUACGAUUGUAUUGUCAAUUGAUGACACUUGUUGUAUGUCAAAAUGAUUGCCUUUAAGGUCAUAUGGUGACACGCAUUUUACUGAAUACAAAACAAACUUGCCAAGAUAUUUCAAUGAAGUUGAUUAAGCGCUCAAAUGUGACAAAAAAGCGUUGAACGUUCACAAAUUUUUGUUUUCGCAACUUAAAAUGCAAAAAGUCCUAUAUUGUUGGACUUGAAACCUUUAACAGGCAGUUUGCAGCUAGCCAUUCACGUGGUACAAAAUCGCCAUGCUGGAGAGAAAAAGUCGAAAGUCGCAAUUGUCGUGUUCCAGUGCGACUUUUGCUCUCCAGCAUGGCGAUUUUGUACCACGUGAAUGGCUAGCUGCAAAGGGCCUAUUGGUUCGAAGCUUGUUUUCGCAGAGAACUAACGUUAGACAGUGGAUCCUUGAUAGGAGCGGUUGUUAGUAACCAAAGUAAUUUUGAAGCACCCGCCCAACUGACUCCUUCGCCGUUCCGCUUUGUGGGCUUAAUGCUUCACAUCUAUCUCGUGGUUCAUACACAGAACCAUGAAUCCAAUUUAUCCCCAGUUUCUUAACAUGAGGAACAAUUUCUUAAUUUAACUGUUUUAUUCCGUGGAACAAUCACGAGUUUUUAUAUACUGCUGUUUUUUGUUAUGCAUUUUAGCUGGACAGGCGCCAGGCCACGUAGCCGUCAAAGUACAAACCAUGAGCGGGCGUUUACUUGGUGAGACUACAUUUGAAUAUGUAGAUGAGGUCGAACAUGUACUGCAGAUACUCCUUCAUGACAGAAAACUACAGGCGAGGUAUUUUUAUCUUUUGGCUGAGAAACUUACAAGCAGGCCGAGUGAAACGGAUGACAAUACACACGAACCUCCCAAUUCCCAAGUGACAGGUAAAGCUCUAGCUUAAGCGAUGCUUUGCAGACGACUCGUCCAUUCACGGUAGUGAACUGGAAAUAUCACAGAAACGAGGCUUAUGCCGGCAAAUGUUUGCAAAAGAUGAUAUUAGAUAUCUUUAGAUUCGAGGACGCGAUUUAACUUUAAAUGUUUUAGUGCAUUCUCAAAAAAUAGACACCCCGAAAUGCCUAUUCACCAGAAAGGUUAGUACUUCUAAUACAUGUAUUUAAGUAUGUGUUUCCGCCACUACUGCAUCUUCCCUAAAACUCGUAGUAAAAUGAAGGCGCUGGUUCUAAUACAGUUAUUCCGAGAAAGGUUGUCGGAAAACGUCCACACGACAACCCCGUAAGGUAUCUUAGGUGGUUUUGAAUUCACUGUUCUUCAAAGAAAUUAGAAAGAAUGGCACGCGAGGCCACGGACUUAUGUAAAGGAAAGCAACAAACGUAUGUUCGACAGCUGCAUUGUCAGGAACAGCGUAUUGAUCAUAUCCCAUAUUAGAGACCUUAAGAUACCCCGAUAUCGGUGUACGGGUAAGGGUAGUGUACCCGUACACGUAAAAUGUUCAUGUGCGUGACUAUUUCGAUUAAGAUACCCGAAGAACAAGCACGCAAAAUUAACUUCGUACAUGCAUGUCGCUUAAUGCAUACAAAAUCUCCCUCAAAUUCUACACUUCAUAUCUUAACAACAAGCUGCAACAAAUAAUUGAUUCAUACAUAAGCUUAUUGAAAUAUCAUAGAAAGAUUUUAAGAAACUUGGCGGGAAUUCCCUCGACCGAAAGCUUGUUAUCGCAAACCCCGCCAUUUUGAUCGAGGCACAUCACCAAACAAUUCCUUUGAUUGUCAACUUCAACAGUGGCUCCCAUGCUAAAUAUUUCAAUGCUAUUUCUUUUGCGAAACUCAGACCUUCGAGCAAUUCUCAGAAAUGCCCCCCAAAUACCGCCACAAAUUGACAUCGUUUCAGAGUUCAACCUGCGCAUUUGAGGUCCAAAAUCACUAUACAUUUUGAAGCGCUUUCUUUACAGUUAAAAUUCAAAUUUGGCAAAAAUAUUUGAACAGACUUGCAAUAACAUUGCCAAGGAGUCAUACAAUUUACAUUUGUACUUAAAAAGUCUUUAAAACUUACUCGCUUCUCCAUCAUGUAGGACUUGCAGCUACUCGUAAAUCUUCUACGGGUAAACUGGUGUCUACCCCGGAAAAACGGCUGGUUCUACCGGGUAAGGUCGAUGACGUCACCACAAAAUGGAAAAAACAUGGCGCUACCCGUUACCCGUACACCGAUUUCGGGGUAUCUUAAGGUCUCUAAUAGCUUUCCGGAUUGUCGCUUGCACAUUUUUACCGACAACCCUUCCCGAAAUAGCAGUCCCCCACUACUACAUUUUCUCCAAAAUCCGUAGUAAAAUGAAGGCGCUGGUUCACGCGCGUGCACUUCUCAGUAUUAGGCUGAUUUAGCAACAGAACGGGAACGUCAGUUGACGACGGCGCGCGCAAAUCAAACAACUGUCUUGACCAAUGGCAGAGCGGCAAAUUGAGCACCGGAAGUCGAGUUUAGUCCUUUCCGCGCGCUUUCCCGUCGUCAAAUGACGUUCCCGUCCUGUUGCUAAAUCAGCCUAUUGCGAAAAUCACGAAUUCUCUUAGUCGUCCUCGUCUUUGAAUCUAAAAGCCUCUAUUGUUCCGUCCCAGUCGACUAUAGCCUAGUUAUAGGCGAGAUUACGAAUUUGGAUUCAAAAGAAGGCAAUUUCAGCGGGGCUAGGGGUGGGAGAGUUGAGUUAGAUUGUUGUAUUUGAACUGCUGCUCAGUGAGCGAGCUGUCAGGUAGUUUGCUGUCAACUGGUAUUUCAAAACAAGAGAGGUUGUUCACAUUGAUUACCUUAUUUAUUAUCGGGUGAAUACAUUUUUUCGCAGACCGGUUUACCGUGGAAAAUACAGUUACAUAGGCUCAUGAAUAAGCUUCCGAUUAUCUAGCAUGUCCAAACUGAAAGGAAGUAAUUGAAGUCCACUCAAGGUUUAGUUCGAACCUUUGAAUCUAACUGCGGUUCACUCUUAGAGAAAAGAAACUAUCCGAUAUUACUAAAAAAUGCUGUUUAAUAAAUUUAUUUUCAGGACGUACUGUUAAGGAAAGUGAUUAUGAAGCAGAUGAUGAGGCUUCUUCAUCUUCAGAUGACGAACGGAUUUUUAAUCCUGGUGGGUAAAAAAACACGAACAAAUUUAAUUUAUCUUAGUUUAAAGUUUUUAAGUCAGCAAAAGUUAGAUAUUAAAAGCUUAUAAGUUUAUUUAUUGGAAGAUUUCCUUGUCAGAAUGUUAGUAAAAAUGUAUAGAUUUCAAACCAUAAAGUCUUAAAUCAAGAAAAAUCGAAUAUUUGAAAAGGUCUUGUAUUUAGUUCAUUUAGGGUUCAAGUUGGAUUCAAAUUGCUGUAUGUGCAGCUGCAGCUUACUCUUCGUAAACAAAAACAAACAAACAGACAGACAGACAAAACAAAACAAGACCAGAGCACUGCACUGAGACUAUAUGAUUUACAUUUUUAAUUCACUUUCUUAAAUAUUUGCUUUUUGUUUAAUCCUUUUCAGGUACCCUUGAUUACAAUCACUAUGAGAUCGAGACCCAAAAAACAAUUCAGACUGAUAAUUUUGAUUUAUGCGGGGAGCGUGAUAGUAUAAGUAAACUAUUUGCGAGCCAAUUAAUGGGAGCACCGAGACAUCAAAACGGAAACAAAGACCCUUCUUUAUGGAAAACAUAUCAGACGGGCAAUUAUGAUUUGCGUGAGGAACUUGGUAGUACAAGAAAACUAUGUGCGAGCCAAUUAAUGGAAGCACCGAGACAUCAAAACAGAAACAUAGAACCUGCUUUAUGGAAAACAAAUCACACUGAUCAUCGUGAUUUCUAUGAGGAGCUUGAUGGUACAAGAAAACUAUGCGCGAGCCAAUUAAUGGAAGCACCAAGGUAUCAAAACAGAAACAAAGAAUCUUCUUUAUCGACAGAUAAAUCUAAGGAAUAUUGUCACAAACAAGAUAACAACGGUGGAGAACAGUUGAUAGAAAUGAUGCAUUUUAUAAGUUUAUUGAAAACUGAAGAUGUAGCCGUAAAAGACAGUGUUGAUGAGAUAUCGUCUAACUUACAGGAAACCCGAACAGCCAUAAGCCCUCUGAAUUCGUCAGGUAAUAUGAAGACUUUUUGGGUGGAAUUGUCAUGUAAAAGGAUGAGAUGUUGGUCAAAAUUUUUAAAGAAACCCAUGUUUUAUGGGGCACUCCCUUGUUUGGCCAAGGCGGGUAUGUGCCGCGGAACAGGGUAUGGUUAAUUCUUGUGCGAAACGAAAUGAACCAGCGUCGUGAAAGCAGGUCACUUCUGUUGAACAAUUUUUAUCUUGAGCAGGGUCAGGGUUUAAAGGGCUCGGCGGCAUCCCCCUGCCCAAACUUCCCUUGACUGCCUCCACCAGGGCUACGAUAUGACAAUACGUUCGCCGAACAUUUUCACCAAUCGUAUAGGGAUCGCAUCAAACCCAGUCUUAACCUGUUUGCUUUUUGUUGGCCUUUCAGUUUUACGAGUCAGAGACCACACAGAAACGCCAGAGUUUGUGUCUCAAGGUCGCCAAGACGAGAAAAGGAUAAAGAAUUCACAGGAUCCAGAAGUUGCUCACGAAGAGUUAAACUGCUUAGAUACAAAUGAAAAUUCACUUUCUGAUAAAAGCCGGCGGGCGAAUUGCCUAAAGGAGAGAAAUCAAAUGAAUAAUAAUCCAGCGGAAGAUUUAUAAAGGAUAUUAUAAACUUUUUGUAAAAAAAAAUUGGUUAGCAAUACAUCCCUGCUGAAAGGUACGUCAGGAAAGAACGGCACUGAACAAAAUUUACUGAUUUUGGUACUUAAUAAUGCUUCAAUAAAACUUAGUUUGAGUAGAUAUCAGUAUCAAACGCGAGAAGCAGCUUUUAAUUUCAAGACACCAAUUCAUGGAAGUGGGCUAAGAAUUGUUUGUCUAUAUGUCAAGAAACGCUUUUUUCGAUUGUUUGAUAUACGGUUAUUUUACAGGAGGCAGCGUGGUUGAGCAGGUAGAGCAAGGCCAUGCUUCCAGUAGUGUUUUUAAUACUGGCGAGGGUAAAUAAUGGAAUUAUUAUUAU
Molecule: messenger RNA, 14772 nt
Organism: Porites lobata
Lineage: Eukaryota; Metazoa; Cnidaria; Anthozoa; Scleractinia; Poritidae
Source: the annotation of a GenBank genome assembly